AUGGCGGACGGAAUUGACAGACGCGCUGAUGACCGCAUGGAGUUCAAUACCUCGAAGGAGGUCACUGUUGCUCCUACCUUCGAGGACAUGCACUUGAAGGAGAGCCUUCUCCGUGGUAUCUACGCUUAUGGCUACGAAUCUCCGUCUGCAGUCCAGUCCCGUGCCAUUGUCCAGAUCUGCAAAGGUCGCGAUACCAUUGCUCAGGCGCAAUCCGGUACUGGUAAGACCGCUACAUUCUCGAUUAGUAUCCUCCAGGUCAUCGAUACCGUCGUCCGCGAAUCUCAGGCCCUCGUCCUUUCCCCCACUCGUGAACUUGCCACCCAGAUUCAGUCCGUUAUUAUGGCCCUCGGUGAUUACAUGAACGUUCAGUGCCAUGCUUGUAUUGGAGGCACAAAUAUUGGAGAGGAUAUUAGGAAGCUUGACUACGGCCAGCAUGUCGUUUCGGGCACACCGGGCAGAGUCGCCGAUAUGAUUCGCAGACGUCAUCUGCGCACCCGUCACAUCAAGAUGCUGGUUCUUGAUGAAGCCGAUGAACUACUCAACCGUGGAUUCCGUGAACAGAUUUACGAUGUCUACCGCUACCUUCCUCCUGCCACGCAAGUCGUUGUCGUUUCCGCUACUCUCCCCUAUGAUGUGCUUGACAUGACCACCAAGUUCAUGACAGACCCCGUGCGUGUCCUGGUCAAGCGUGACGAGUUGACCCUCGAAGGCAUCAAGCAGUACUUCAUCGCGGUGGAGAAGGAAGAGUGGAAGUUCGAUACCCUUUGCGACCUUUACGAUACCUUGACUAUCACCCAGGCGGUCAUCUUCUGCAACACCCGUCGCAAGGUCGACUGGCUUACCGACAAGAUGCGCGAAGCCAACUUUACUGUGUCCAGUAUGCACGGUGAAAUGCCCCAGAAGGAGCGUGACAGCAUUAUGCAGGAUUUCCGCCAGGGUAAUUCCCGUGUGCUUAUCUCCACUGAUGUCUGGGCUCGUGGUAUCGAUGUGCAGCAGGUGUCCCUCGUCAUCAACUACGAUCUGCCCACUAACCGUGAAAACUACAUCCACCGUAUCGGUCGUAGUGGUCGUUUCGGUCGCAAGGGUGUUGCCAUCAACUUCGUCACCAGCGAUGACGUGCGCAUCCUCCGCGACAUUGAACUCUACUACUCCACUCAGAUUGAUGAGAUGCCCAUGAAUGGUAUGUUGACACCAUCUAUAUCACCAAGACCGGAUAUAACUAACCCAUUUUUCCAGUUGCCGAUCUUCUGUCAUAAGCAAUCUGUUUUAUACCUAGCGUAUCGACCAAUAUAUCCAAAAAGAGGUCGCCUACAUCAUCUGAUGGCAUCAGACUCGCGCAUCCUAACAGUCUCAUUACCUCGCUCCCUGCCUAUACAAAUGAACAAGGUGAACGAAAGGGCCAAAACACCAUAUUGGUGCACUAUGAAGGGGCGGAAAAUCGCGUGGAGGAAAUGGGAAAAUUAUCAAAUUGGUUAG
Molecule: messenger RNA, 1476 nt
Organism: Aspergillus niger
Lineage: Eukaryota; Fungi; Ascomycota; Eurotiomycetes; Eurotiales; Aspergillaceae
Exons: 3
Coding region: 1-1476 (491 amino acids)
Cellular component (GO): nucleolus; catalytic step 2 spliceosome
Molecular function (GO): ATP binding; mRNA binding; RNA helicase activity
Source: RefSeq, a predicted model, not a curated record